Molecule: messenger RNA, 1045 nt
Organism: Anolis sagrei ordinatus
Lineage: Eukaryota; Metazoa; Chordata; Lepidosauria; Squamata; Anolidae
Source: RefSeq, a predicted model, not a curated record
AGGGGAGAGACUGAUCACAAAUUGAGGGAGCUUUUCGGCGCUUGGCUUUGAGACCCCGGAUGUUGCGCCUGCGCAAUUGAGACGGCAGGACGUGGAUCAGUAGCUAACCAGCCGUUGGCCUGCCUGCCUCCUGCCAUGUCCUCUCCUCCGGGGUCCUCGCUGGAGAAGCCGCAGAUCAUCGCGCACGCGCAGCAGGGCCUGAACUACACGGUCUUCGAGUGCAAGUGGGUGCCCUGCAGCGCCCGCCUGGUCUGCCUGGGCAGCUUCCCCAGGGGCACCGGCGUCAUCCAGCUCUACGAACUGGCCGGGGGACAGCUCAGCCUCCGCCGAGAAAUUGAAAAGCCAAGGCCAAUUAAAUGUGGAACAUUUGGUGCUGCCUCUCUGCAACAAAGAUACCUGGCGACAGGGGACUUUGGUGGAAAUUUAAAUAUAUGGAAUUUGGAAGCUCCAGAAACACCAGUCUACUCUGCAAAGGGACAUGAAGAAAUCAUAAAUUGUAUUGAUGGUGUAGGUGGCUUAGGGGUUGGAGAAGGAGCACCAGAAAUUGUGACUGGUAGUCGUGAUGGGACUGUGAAGGUAUGGGAUCCAAGACAAAAAGAUAUUCCAGUUGCAAAUAUGGAACCAGCACAAGGAGAGAGUAAGCGAGACUGCUGGACAGUAGCAUUUGGCAAUGCAUAUAAUCAAGAAGAGCGUGUUGUUUGUGCUGGCUAUGACAAUGGAGACAUCAAGUUGUUUGACCUUAAGAACAUGACAUUGCGAUGGGAAACCAACAUUAAGAAUGGGGUUUGCAGUGUUGAAUUUGACCGGAAAGAUAUAAAUAUGAACAAAUUGGUUGCUACAUCACUUGAAGGGAAGUUUCAUGUAUUUGAUAUGCGCACUCAGCAUCCAACCAAAGGGUUUGCUUCAGUUUCAGAGAAGGCUCACAAAUCUACUAUGUGGCAAGUUCGACAUCUUCCACAGAACAGAGAUAUCUUUUUAACUAGUGGAGGAGCUGGAAACCUUCAUCUUUGGAAAUAGUAAGUAUAUAGCUUCACACAUAUGCUAU